Messenger RNA from Malania oleifera, 1627 nucleotides. RefSeq lists its product as uncharacterized. The record is from RefSeq and is a predicted model, not a curated record. The transcript is spliced from 8 exons. NCBI's taxonomy places the organism in Eukaryota, Viridiplantae, Streptophyta, Magnoliopsida, Santalales, Ximeniaceae. The coding region runs from base 140 to 1408 and encodes 422 amino acids.
AAAUAAUUUUGUUAACAAAUUCAAUUAAGUUAGUUAAUUCUCCCUGGCAACAGCCGCUCUGCAGCAAAUCGGAACUGAAAUUUGAAACUGUUUGUCAUCUCCCAAAUACUCCAGCACGGGGCGCCAGCUCGCCGGAGCGAUGGGCAACGCUCAGUCUCCCUCCGCUGAUCCUCGCUUCACUUCUGCUUCUAGGGCUUUUACACAAAAGGAACUGGAAGAUCUCAAAACCUUGUUCGCGUCACUGGCCUCUCAAUCGCAGAGCAAUGGUGAAUACAUCUCCCCUUCUGUUUUCCAGGCUUAUUUUGGGCUGCAUGGACCUCUUGGCGAGAGAAUGUUUGAAUUGGUUUCGCAGAAGCGUCAUGAUCAAAGGCUUACUUUCGAGGAUCUCGUAAUUGCUAAAGGGACUUAUGAGAAAGGAACAAAAGAGGAGAUUGAAGAGUUCAUUUAUCAGUUAUUAGAUGUAACUAACAAUGACAAGUUAGGGAGGUCUGAUCUUGAAGCUGUUCUGAUACUGAUGUUUGAUAACAUAUUUUCACCAAAAAAUUCUGACGUUGGGUUGAGUUGUCAUUGGGAUGUUGUGGACAUAUUUCUUGAUGCUGCAACAUUUUCAAAGCACAAUGAAGGAUGUUCUGAGAAUAGUAUGUCUCUUAAGGAUUUCAGAAAUUGGUGCACUCAUCUUCCAUCUGUUAGAAGGUUCCUUGGAAACUUGUUGAUGCCACCUGAUCCAGGGAGACUGGGUGCUCAAGUUCCUCGUUUGCUGCAUUCGGAAAAUAUUGAUUCUAAAAUGAUAAUCUUGAGAAAGGAAUAUGCUUGGCACAUAAUGGGAGUCCUUUCCCAGCAAGAAUUGGUGGAGUGGAAACUUCUGUAUCACAGUGCUUUCAAUGGCUUAAGUUUCAAUACAUUUCUUGGCAAUAUAUCAAAUGAUGAAGGGCCAACAGUGUUGAUUAUUAAAGAUAAAGAAGGUUGCAUAUAUGGUGGUUAUGCUUCUCAGCCUUGGAUGAGGCAUAGUGAUUUUUAUGGAGAUAUGAAAUCUUUUCUCUUCCAGCUAUACCCAAAGGCUUCUAUAUUCAGGCCUACUGGAGCAAACAGUAAAUUGCAGUGGUGUGCUGUGAAUUUUAGUUCAGAGAACAUCCCCAAUGGAAUUGGCUUUGGAGGACGAGUAGAUCACUUUGGCUUAUUUCUGUCAGCUAGCUUUGAUCAGGGUCAUACUUUCCCCUGUACGACAUUUGGCAGCCCCUGCCUCUCCAGAACCAACCGAAUAUACCCAGAGGUGAUAGAAUGCUGGGGAAUUGUUCGAAAGGGAGGGCAACAAGAACACCAUGAAAUCGUCAAAGGUACUGUACUAGACAGAUUUAAGGAGGAUCGCCAUAUGCUCAACAUGGUUGGGCUUGCAAAUUCAAGUGAGUAGUCCUGGCAAGUUCCAUUCCCCAGCACUAUAUGUAUUUCUUUCGCGUCUUUGAAAGAUGGUCAAUGACAAUUGGUAAGAUCAUUCUGUGCUUUAGCUGCAUGAGGCGUUGAUUUCCUUGGUAGCUUUGUAUAUUGUUAAAGUUUCUGAAUCAUUAUUCUGUAUCAUAUUGUUAUUUUAAUGUGAUCAAUACUGAGCUCAUGGCUUAUUUUUCUCUUCAAA